Messenger RNA from Leptinotarsa decemlineata (Colorado potato beetle), 2734 nucleotides. Its product is annotated as GTP-binding protein 2. The record is from RefSeq and is a predicted model, not a curated record. Lineage: Eukaryota; Metazoa; Arthropoda; Insecta; Coleoptera; Chrysomelidae.
ACUGGACAAUUGACAAUAGAAGUGCAGUUUAAUUUUUUAGAUAAUAAUAAACUUUAUUUUUAUAUUUUAACAUUUCAUUAUGAAGUAUGGAGACUACUGAUUUUUCUAAAAUUUUUAUUUGAAAAACGUAACUAUCAGUUCUAUGGAUUGAGCUUGCAUAAACGGUGGCCUUUGAAACUAGUUGCUAUAGCAUCAGGAUUGUUUGUAAAUAAGUGUUGACUUAUUUCCAAAUGUUCCUUUUACUUUGUUGAAUUUAGUCAGAAGGAAGAGGGGGCAGCUAUGGAUUCGUUCUUCAGUCUCUUUGAUCCUAAUUCUUACAAUGAUUGCGCUAGCACAGAAGAUUUCGCCUUGGACAAUAUGAAUAAUCAAAAUUCGCUUCCACCCGAGCCUCAGCUUGGUAAUGUCGAGUAUAAAUUGAAAAUUGUCAACCCGACAAAACAGAGAUUUGAGCAUCUAGUAACUCAGCUAAAAUGGAGGUUACGUGAGGGAAACGGAGAAGCCAUAUAUGAAAUUGGAGUGGAAGAUAGUGGCAUCCUAGCUGGAUUAACAAAAAGAGACAUGAAUGCCAGCUUACUAACUUUACAGCAGAUGGCAGUCAAGUUAGGAGCAACCACAACCAUACUCAGAGAGAGAGUGUUGGACAAUGGUCGCACUAUUUCUGAAGUGCUAGUUAGGAAAAUUCCUGAUGAUCAGAACAAUAUUGAAAUCCGAGUUGCUGUCCUAGGCAACGCCGAUGCUGGCAAAUCCACCCUGUUAGGCGUUCUUACCCAAGGAAGUUUGGAUAAUGGACGUGGCAGAGCAAGAUUAAACAUGUUCAGACAUUUGCACGAAAUUCAGAGUGGACGUACCUCAUCCAUUUCUCAUGAGAUUCUGGGAUUUAACUCUCAGGGCCAGACCAUCAAUUAUAGCUACAGCGAGUUGAUAACGGCUGAGGAAAUCUGUGAUUCUUCUACAAAGCUGGUAACCUUCUUGGACCUUGCAGGUCACAAAAAGUAUAUUCGAACAACAAUCCAAGGGCUUUCAGGGUAUUCUCCGCAUCAUGCUAUGCUUGUGAUCUCAAGCACAUCAGGUGCAAUUGGUAUGGCUUAUGAACACUUGGCUAUAGCUGUUGCUCUCAAUGUUCCAUUCUUCAUCGUAAUUACCAAAAUAGAUUUGGUACAACCAACGAAUACCCUGCAGGGUCUAGAAUCGUUCCUGAAACAAGUCGGCAGUCGAAGAGUUCCAUUGAUAAUUAAAAAUUUGGAUGAUGUUAUUACAGCUGGAGCAAAUCAACUUACCGAAAAUGUCGUUCCCAUUUUCUGCAUCUCCAGUGUCAGUGGAGAAGGGUUGGAGCUGCUCUUAAAGUUCCUCCAUGUCCUACCUCCCGGAAUAAGCAUAAAAGAAAAAGAGCGCUUGGAACAGGAACUCCCAGAGUUUCAUAUUGAUGAGAACUUCAAAGCUGGCGAUAUCGGACAGAUUCUAGGAGGUUUACUGACAAAGGGUGUUGUAACAGAAGGAACAAAAAUGCUGAUUGGACCAAUGAAAAACGGCUCUUUCCAAAAUGUCACAGUGAAGUCCAUCCAUCGCAAUAGAGUCCCCUGUCGAAUGGUACGUGCAGGGCAGAGUGCUGCGAUUUGUCUGGAAACUUUCAUACCGGGUUUGAGAAAUGGCAUGGUACUUUUGAGUGAGGAGGGAAACGCCAAAGGGUGUCUUUUCUUCCAGGCAAGCGUAUCGGUUCUAUACCACGCUACAGCGAUAUACCCAGGAUUCCAAACGACUGUUCACAUUGGAAACAUUCGUCAGACUGCUGUCGUUAUCGGCAUAUGCUCUUUGAAAUGUAUCCACACCAAUGAGCGUGAUUCUGUUCUUUUCAAGUUUAAGCUUUAUCCGGAGUACGUUACUGUCGGACAAAGGCUACUUUUUCGGGAAGGUACAGCAAAAGGUGUUGGGGAAAUUACACAAAUCUUUCCCAUUGUCAGUGGAUCAUAACUUAUUUUUUUUCGCAUGGUGGCAGAGAAUCUGGAAUGUUCGUUUCUGUUUUUCAGUUAAUCUCAGUAUGUGAGAAUAUUAUUAAUUUGUUUUCAUUCCAGCUCGUUUGCUCCACUACUUACCUUUAUUCAAUUUACUAGUCCUAUUGCAAGACAGUAUCUCAAUAUACAGCUGAACUAAGAUAUUUCAGCUUCAUCACAGGUUUCAGUUGUGUUCAUUGUCAAUUCUUUUUGAAGUUCAUUUUGUGUUUUGUCUGAAGUUUGGUUUCGUUUCAUUUAAUGUAACGUGUGCAUUCAGUUUAUUUUGCUCUCUUUCUAGCUCUUGAAAGAGUUGGAUGGUUGUGAACCGAUUAUGACUUAUUUUUAUUUAUUGUGAAAUAUCUUGGUUUUAUUAUUGUGUUUUGCAGAAACUGUAAACAUUUUGAUAUAACGUAUGUUUGAAUCUUACAAGAUUUGUAUUUCCUUGAAACUGUACAAAAUGUAAAGUGUAUUUAUUUAGAAAUUCUACAAAAUUAACGAAAUUUAGUGCCGUAGCAGUGUUCAAAAGUUUUAGUGUGAAAGUUGCAAUUUCAUUUGUCUAUCGUACUUUGUAUAUUAACAAAAUCUGUGAUUAUAAUUAAGUCAGAGUUUAUUCAGAGUUGAAACAGUAUUAAGCUAGCUUUAUUGCGUUCAGUUUAUAAAUACUGAUUUAUUUGACUUUCUUCAUGAAAAAUGUUGGUACAAUAUUGAAAAGAUCUCUUUACAUUUAAUAGAUUUCAUCAAGCCAA